GAUAAGCUUUUAUUUGUUCUUUUUCUUGUUUUGUUUCCAACACAAUGCAAGUGACCUCUGAAUUUUGUCCUUCCAUGACGGGUAUUUUCUGAGUCUAAAUCUCUCUAAUUUUGUUCUUUUUCCAUUUUCUAGCUAUGGCAGCUCUCACUUCUUUGUCAUUCUCAACCUUAACUCAAUGCUCAAAGAGAAAAUCAACUAUGACAUCCACUCUUGGAAUUCGGACACAUUUCUCUUACCAUCAUAAUUAUGUUGGUGUUCGACCUUUCAAUUCUACAUCUAAAAUGGUUAUUCAAUGCAUGUCUUCUGUCACAGAUAUUCCCAGUGUCUCUGAGACAAAGUUAAGUUUCCUAAAGGCAUAUAAACGACCAAUCCCUAGUAUCUAUAACAAUGUGCUGCAGGAGCUCAUUGUCCAGCAUCAUUUAAUGAGAUACAAGACAUCAUACCGUUAUGAUCCUGUAUUUGCUCUUGGUUUUGUCACAAUUUAUGACAAACUCAUGGAAGGUUAUCCUAGUGAUGAGGACAGAGAUGCCAUCUUCAAAGCUUAUAUUAAUGCAUUGAAGGAAGAUCCACAACAAUACAGAAUUGAUGCACAGAAGUUGGAAGAGUGGGCUCGGGCUCAAAACUCAACUUCCUUGGUUGAGUUUUCAUCCAAAGAAGGAGAAGUUGAAGGGAUAUUAAAGGAUGUUGCAGAAAGAGCAGGAGGAAAAGGUGAAUUCAGUUACAGUCGGUUCUUUGCGGUCGGCCUUUUUCGCCUUCUUGAGUUGGCAAAUGCAACAGAACCAACAAUUUUAGACAAGCUUUGUGCCGUUUUGAACGUCAACAAAAGAAGCGUAGAUCGGGACUUGGAUGUGUAUCGGAUGCUGCUUUCCAAGCUGGUUCAAGCAAAAGAGUUGCUAAGGGAAUAUAUUGACAGGGAGAAGAAGAAAAGAGAAGAAAGGGCUGAACCACAGAACGCUAAUGGGGCAAUUGCAAAAUGUUUGGGGCAACAAUUGUCUGUUCUGUAGCUAUGGUCUUUUGAAACGAUCUCAUACUGAAGAUUUCAUAUCCUUGACAUGCUUUUUCUCAAUCCAAUGAGUAGGAUAAGCAAGAAUCCGCAUUUACACUGUUAUAUUCUGUCAUGGUUAUCCACCUGUUCCGCUAAAACCACAACUAAUUCACCCAUCCAACAAGCGUGUAUGUUUUUUCUUUUUUACCUCACAAUCACAAAUGUAUUUUGCAGUUCUCAAAAGCAAGCCUGAAGGCAUACAUUCUGAUUAAAUAAUUUUUUUUCUUCUAUAUUUCACUGUGUAAACUCAUUUUGACAUCAAUGGGCCUUAUGUCUGGGGUAUUCACUUCAUCAUAGCCA
Messenger RNA from Cicer arietinum (chickpea), 1345 nucleotides. RefSeq names its product protein THYLAKOID FORMATION1, chloroplastic-like. Lineage: Eukaryota; Viridiplantae; Streptophyta; Magnoliopsida; Fabales; Fabaceae. Gene Ontology annotation, biological process: thylakoid membrane organization; protein import into chloroplast thylakoid membrane; photosystem II assembly. Gene Ontology annotation, cellular component: chloroplast thylakoid. The record is from RefSeq and is marked validated.